This is a messenger RNA of Clonostachys byssicola, 1290 nucleotides long. The record is from the annotation of a GenBank genome assembly. NCBI's taxonomy places the organism in Eukaryota, Fungi, Ascomycota, Sordariomycetes, Hypocreales, Bionectriaceae.
AUGACAGGAAAACUCACUGUAUCUCAUCCGUUUGGAAACCCGGCGCCAUUCGCCGAGCCAGCCUGGUACAAUGUCCUUGAGUCGCCGUACUACAAUGAGAGUCAUCGCAAGCUUCGAGCCUUCGUGCGUGACUACCUCGAGAAGCACGUAGUUCCUGUUGUUGAAGAGUGGGAGGAGACUGGCGAGGUGCCUCUGGAUGAGAUUGUUCGUUGGGCUCGGUCUGGUCUCGCUUUCCAGGACAUGCCAGAGAAAUACAGGCCAGGCAUCGGCCUCCCAGCUGGCAUUCCCGAAAAAGAGUGGGACAUCUUCCACUUCAUAAUUCUGCAUUCAGAAACCGCACGCGUUGGAUAUGUGGGAUGUCUGGGUGGUGGUUCAGUCAUUGGGGCUCCUCCUAUCGUCAAUCAUGGGAACGAGGAGCAACGAGAGCGCUGGCUUCCCGGCAUCUUCACAGGGGAGACGAGAUUUUGUCUUGGUGCCACGGAGCCAUCAGGUGGCUCCGACCUAGCGAAUUUAAAAACGACUGCUAAGAAAUCGCCCGACGGAAAGUUCUAUAUUGUAAACGGCCACAAGAAAUGGAUUUCUGGAGCUCUAGUUUCGACCCAUAUGACCACCGCAGUGCGAACGGGUGGCCCGGGAGCCAAGGGAGUGUCUGUUCUUGUCAUACCGCUAUACCUGCCUGGUAUCUCACGUCGCAAGAUCAAAAAUAGCGGAGCCAACGCUGCCGGAAGUGCUUGGGUAACUUUGGACAAUGUCAAGGUGCCCGUGGAGAACUUGAUUGGAAGAGAGAAUCAUGGUUUUGCAUAUCUCAUGACGAAUUUUAACGAUGAACGCUUCCUCAUGUGCGUGAACAUGAACUCCUACGCCAGAGUUUGUCUAGAAGAUGCGUGGGCUUACUCUAUAGACCGUCACACCUUUGGACAGACAUUGUUUGGGCAUCAAGUCAUCCGGCAUAAGCUCGCUACGAUGGCACGGUAUAUCGAAUCCCACUGGGCUUGGGUUGAACAGAUUGCAUAUCAUAUCAAGGCCACGGGAGGCAUCGGUCCGGAGUUGUCCUCAAGAAUCGCCCUUUGCAAGGUGCAGGGUGGAAGGCUGCUCGAGCUGGCGAAUCGAGAAGCCCAACAGAUAUUGGGUGGAAACGGAUAUCAACGGGGUGGCAUUGGUAGACGCGUAGAGCAGAUCAGCCGGGAUUUGAGAAUGUCCAUCGUCGGUGGAGGGAGCGAGGAAAUCAUCACGGAUCUCGCGGUUCGCCAAGAGAUGAAGCACGCGAAAGCAAGGGGUUCAAAGCUGUAA